This is a messenger RNA of Synchiropus splendidus (mandarinfish), 5119 nucleotides long. Its product is annotated as proteoglycan 4. The transcript is spliced from 12 exons. The record is from RefSeq and is a predicted model, not a curated record. Lineage: Eukaryota; Metazoa; Chordata; Actinopteri; Syngnathiformes; Callionymidae. Bases 766 to 2001 code for a protein of 411 amino acids.
AAACUAUCAAACAUUCAUUUAGAUAGAUAAAUAGAUCGACAGACAGACAGACAGACAGACAGACAGACAGACAGAUAGACAGACAGACAGGUAGACAGGUAGAUAGAUAGAUAGAUAAAUAGAUAGAUAGACAGAUAGAUAGAUAGAUAGAUAGAUAGAUAGAUAGAUAGAUAGAUAGAUAGACAGACAGGUAGAUAGAUAGAUAGACACAUAGAUAGAUAGACAGACAGACAGACAGACAGAUAGAUAGACAGACAGACAGACAGACAGACAGACAGACAGAUAGAUAGAUAGAUAGACAGACAGGUAGAUAGAUAGAUAGAUAGAUAGAUAGAUAGAUAGACAGACAGGCAGGUAGAUAGACAGACAGACAGCCAGACAGGUAGAUAGAUAGAUAAAUAGAUAGAUAGAUAGACAGACAGACAGACAGGGAGAUAGAUAGAUAGAUAGAUAGACAGACAGACAGACAGACAGAUAGAUAGAUAGAUAGAUAGAUAGAUAGACAGGUAGAUUAAAAAGUUACAGUGAUGACUCGGCCAACUUUCGGUCACAAUGUGCCGCCAUUUUUGUCGCACGUUCGUGGAGACGUCAAAAACGGCUCGGCACAAUUCGGACCGCUUGGUUCCGUUUGAUCAGACAAAAGGAGACGACGACGGAGCUGUUCGGAGCCCGGAGACAGUCUGGUCCACUCCCCGACACACACGCGCACCCGGAUCCACCUGAACAGAGAAGCCUCAGCCCGGUCCAGCCGAACACCGUGUUCCGAUGAUGUCAUACCUGUGGAUUCUGCUAUUAGGGAGCCUGUUGGCGGGAGGCGUCAGGAGCCAAGAUGAAGCCGCUCUGGCAGAGGAUGCGGCCCCUCCUGGUAGCCCUACCCCCAAAAGCGAAGCUGCUGCACCGGAGCCAGAUGCCAACGGUGGAUCUGCCCCUGCUGUUGAAGAAGUGGCACCGGAGGAAAAAGAACCUGAGCCAGCUGGAGAGCCCGUCGCGAAUCCUUCUCCUCCUGCAGUAGUCGAUUCAGUGCCAGUGGUGGACCCUGCAGAUAACAAGGACGCAGCUCCAACCGUUCCUCCAGAGACCGAAGACAAAGAAGCCCUCCCUUCUGGGAUGGACAAACCCGAAGAAGCUGCUCCAACGGAGACAGGAAACAAGGAGGCUGCUCCUUCAGGGACGGAAAAACCCGCAGAAACAACUCCUCCUGAGACAGUGAAAGAAGAUGCGGUUCCUCCUCCGUCAGAAAAAACAGAAGAAGCUGGUCCUCCUGCGACAGUAAAAGAGGAUGUGGUUCCUCCUUCGACAGAAAAACCCUCUGAAGCUGCACCUCCUGUGCCUGAAAACAAGGAAGAGCUUCCAUCAGGCACGGCGAAACCAGAAGAAGCUGCUCCUCCUGCCAAUAAUCCAGAGUCUAUAACCACAACAGCCCCAGAGGUACCUGCCCCGGACGUUCCGGCUCCAGAGGUUGUAUCAGAAACACCCAAAGCUGAGGAGAAGCCGGCAACAACUGAGGCACCACCAGCCAAAGAGGACUCUCCGAAAGAUGCAGGUCCUGCUGCUGAGAAACCCACCGAUCCACCUGCUGACAACAAAACAACAAAAAAAGUCAAUGAGGAAAUAGUGGUGCCAGCUGUUGCAGAGGAACCGAGCUCUGACCCGACAGACACAGGCUUUAGCUUGGAGGAUGCUCUGCUGGACGAUGGAGCAACAGACACUUCCUCACGGUCAGGAGGGAGUCAAAUCGGAUCAGGAUUGCACGUCGCCGAGGCCACAGGGGACGCCAACACUGACAAUAAAGAGGCUGGGUCGGGAACCUUGGCAGGCGUCCUGAGUGGAAUCAUUCUGGCUGCCGUGGGAUCAGUCGGGGGAUACUUCACCUAUCAGAAGAAGAAGCUCUGCUUCAAAAAUAAUCAGGAGCCCGACGCUGAAGCUGCGCGGAAAGCAGACCCGGUGGAAGCUCAGUCGGACCCCCAGGUCCUUAGCAACCUGUUGAACUCCAACCAAUGAGAGCUGGAUCACAUGACUGCCCGGACCAACUACAUUCAAGCAAAGUGGCGACACCAGGCUCUCAGGCUCCGACUUGUGCGGAGCGAAACAGCUGUGAGGCCCUCGAGCUGGGCUGUGUGUGUUACUGUGUGUGCUUGAGUUUGAGUGUUUCUUAAAGUUUCUGUGUGUGUGUGUGUGUGUGUGAGAGAGAGAGAGUGUUGAGUAGACCAUUAAAAGAAAAAUGUCGUUCUUUUUAUACGUUAUGGAAUUCAAGUGAAACCCCAAACGAACAAAUUGCAGUGAAAUAUACCAGACUUAUACAAAUCUGAUAUCAUAUUUUAAUAAUUGAGGUAUAUAACUAUAUAUAUUGUAUCAUAUUACUCAAUGAGGAGCGGCUUUUCAAUCAAAUUCGUCCAAAGGAAGUAAAUUCCUGAUCUGUUUGAUGUCACUGUGCAUGUGUGUGUGUCAGUUUGUGUGUGUUUUUUUUAUUGGUUAGCCGCCUGCAAAUAAGAAAAAAAAAAACAGCUGUUGGGUAGCGACCACUUGUGACGAGUCAGCAAUAUUAGAUCAUGAAUUGAAGCAAGAGUGAAAGUCUACUCCAACACUGUGAGGGAGCGUUACUCGUGUGUGAAUCCAGGUAUUGACAAAAUAUAUUUAGCGAAUCGAGAUGUUUUGCUGACACAUGUAGAGACAUUUUUUUUUUUUCUGUGACGUUGUAAAUGUCGGAUAAGUUGUUGAUGCAGUCAUUUUUUUUUACAUUAUAGUGCCUUUCGCUGGGGCAGACGCGCUUGACCAAUGAAAAGACAUCAAAGGAACGACAAUACAGAAUCUCAUCCGGGUGUGCGCCAUACGUCUUAAUGAUAGUAGAUGUGACAAUCCACUUAAAAGACAUUGUUGACUGGUCGGCAGGUUUUAUCCAGCGAUUUAAUGGGAUUAAAAGCUGAAUAUUGGAUCCAUCUUGGAAUGUAAACAUACAUUUUCUGCCUUGUUUCCAAGCAGAUGGAAACCAAUUCAGUUCAAAGAAAAAAUCAACAAAAUGGAGGCACUGUUUUUGGCCACACUGCUCCCCUGUCGUGUCUUCUCAGUUGGUCAAGCUUCGCCUGCUUCAGAGUGUUUUGUAUUACUCUCACUAGAAACACCACUCACCUGUGAUUUUCCUUUUGAUAUGAUCGCCUUGCAUUCGGUGCCCUCCGACAUGACACUGAUUGUCUUUGGAUAACUUCUUUGCUGUGGUAUUUUGUGAUUAUUGUUGCCUCAGAAGAAAGCGCUUCUCAAGAAAAGAGCCGUUUUGUCCCUCCCCGCUGUAGCACAAAACAUGAAUGUCUUUCUGUUGCCUUUCGCAGUUUUGUACCUGCUCUGUUGCCUUUAUCGCGUGGACACAGGGUUGUGGGAGCUACAUCGUGCUGUAGGUGUUGUUAGAGCUGCAAUACACGACAGAGACGUUAGGUCUUGCCUCGGAAUUCCAAAAUAUCAAUGUUUGUGAUGUCACUUUUUUAGUACUUCUGCUUUUUCAACAAAGGGCCGGACGCCUGCUUGAUGAAUAGUUUGAGAUGCCUUUUUAUGAGCUGUGGGUGACGCCUCUGCCACCGUGGGAUCAGGGUGGUGCAUGAAUGUGCUCUUUCGGACCUAACAAGACGUGAUCCUCUGACUUCAUUGGAGUCAUUUAGUUCCUGUUACAAGAAGCGAACUCAUAAAUUAGCUGCUGCUCGCUCGUGUUACAACAUGAAACACAAAACGUAUUAAUAAUCUGAAUGCGUUCUCUCAAAUUAUACGAUUGUACUGAAGCUUGAAACAACAGCCUUAAUCUGCCCUGUUGCAUGGUGGGAAAUCCUGUGAUCAUUUCGAAAGCACAGAAACGCACAGACUACCCAAUGAACUGAACCACUGUUGCCUUUGUUAUUUUAAACUCCAACUCACACUUCUGUCUGGAGUUUACUUUCAGUAUUGGAUGAAAAGUGGAGAAAAAAAGACAGAUUUUUGAGCACAUAGAUCCAAACAUCAAGUGGGUCAGCCACAAAAUGUCUCAUCCAAAAGACUGUCCAGCGACUGAUCUGUUUCCAGGCCACUCGUAAGCCAUCGUGUCUGUGCUUGGUAGUGUGCUUGAAUCCUUGUUGUCUGUUGUUAAUCUUGUCUUGCGCAGAAAACGUUACACUUUCACAUAGGUUCAGGCUCUGAAAGCCCUUGUGGCGAGCGAUACCUGUUAUUAGCAUAUGGCUAUGGGUGCGUUCCAGUUGUGCUCAGAAGUGGGAAAGCCCCGGUAACGCCCCCCGUGAAGUCGAAAAGUCUGAGAACCACCCCAAGUACACAAUCCAAGAUGGCUUCCCCAAACGUUAACAGGAAGUAGAAGUUAUGAUUCACGCCCAGCUAGUUUUCUACGGUAGCGUUCAGGGAUAUUGCUACCUUGUUUUCCGACUUUGGUAACUUGAACGCGCUGGAGCUCUACUGUGAUGUCAUUCCUAUCGCCGACCUCCCACUUCUGAGGUGACUGGAACACAUCUUACGAGGAUCUUAACCCGUGUUCCCAAUUACAUCUGCCCUUAUUCUAAACGUUAGACACCCGUUUUAAACAAAAGUUUGUUCGCGAAGGAAUCAUGUCGUCACAGCUUUUAGUCCGAUGUAAAAUAGUUUCGCUGCAACUGCUUCAUAACAAAAUCUAAAUCUAAAAUCUAAUAACAUCUGCCCCAGCUCCCCUCCUAAAUCUGUUUAUUGUGAGCACAUGGUCCACUUCUGCUUUGUCCCAGGGAGCCAGAUUCCACAUGAACACAAAUCACUGGAACGAAUGAUUCAAGCUUGAAUUUAACUGAGGGAAUAGUUGACCUUUUUGGGUUGAGAAGUGCACUUCAACAAAAAUGUUGGGGCUUAAGUCGCCGCAUUUUUCCUCCUUAGGAAUAUUCUGGAAAAAGGAAAUCAAAAAGUAACGUUGGCAUGUGUUAAAAAAAAAAAAAAAACAAGCAGAAGAGAGUUUUGUAACUUUCUAGAAGCACUAUCCUGUAAACACAUUCUAGGCUUGAGGCUUUUACCACCUUUAUUUAAAUAUGAGUUCAACUGUCGCCUGGAACUUGAGUUCUGGAAAUUGUGUAAAUAAUGUUGGAGGAGUCAAUAAAACAGUUUUUCGUGGGAGUGUUGUCUGUUUGUUUUC